Penaeus monodon (black tiger shrimp) is the source of this 778-nucleotide messenger RNA. Its product is annotated as alpha-N-acetylglucosaminidase-like. NCBI's taxonomy places the organism in Eukaryota, Metazoa, Arthropoda, Malacostraca, Decapoda, Penaeidae. The record is from RefSeq and is a predicted model, not a curated record.
GCUUUGGGGCAAAUGGAGAAUCAAGUGACAAUAGUUCACGUAACUCUCUCUCCUUAACUUCCCAAGAUAACGUUGGAAACAAAGGCUCAAGGAGAGGGAGAAACAAGGCAGAGAUGGGCAAGACGAACGUCCUGAUCACGUUCCUCCUCGGCCUCCUCGUUUCAGCCGCGCCAGCGACGCCAGCGACGCCAGCGACGCCAGCAGACGCCGGCCGCCCCUGGGAGACGCACCUGAACCAGGUGACACCGAGCGCCUCCAGCGAGGUCCAGGCCGACGCUGUCAAGGGCCUCAUCCAGCGGCUGCUUCCUGACCGCGCCGAGGACUUCAUGGUGACCGUAGACCCCUCGAUAGGACCUCAGUUGAAGGACACUUUCAUGGUAACUUCUCCCGGAGUGAACGCAACGGUGGACAUCGUCGGCACCUCGGGCGUUGCCGCUGCCUCGGGCCUUCUGCAUUACCUCAAGUACUCCUGCAAUGCGCAUGUCUCCUGGGAGGCCGAUCAGCUGGAUCUGCCGGAUGCCCUUCCGGCUGCCCAGAUCAAGGUCACUUCUGUAGACAGGUUCCGCUACUACCAGAACGUGUGCACCGUGUCCUACUCCAUGGCGUGGUGGGGCUGGGCGCGGUGGGAGAGGGAGAUCGACUGGAUGGCCCUGAACGGCAUCAACCUCCCCCUGGCGUUCACGGGCCAGGAGGCCAUCUGGCACCGCGUCUACACGGCCCUGGGACUCACGCAGGAGGAGCUGGACGAGCAUUUCUCCGGCCCCGCGUUUUUCGCCUG